UGUAAUAGUGAAAACUAGGGCUUAUAAAGUCCAAAUUAAAAGAUAGAUGAAAGCUUACUUACAACAUUAAAGGAAUCACAUUUGCCGAUUCAGUGACCGAAAAAAGAAAAAAAAAAUGAAUAUAUCGAAUCUUUUGCAAUAGAAAUAGUUACGCUUCAAACCUGAGAGUCUGAAUAAGGAAUAUUAAAUUACUGAAAUCACAAUUUUUUGGAGGUAUCUUAGUUACUUGGAAACGUAUUAGGUAAAAUGCAUUUGAUAGCCCAUUUUCCUCGAUCAGAGUCACUAACAAACAAAAAUGUAUUGUAAAAAAAAGUUGUGUGUAUUGUAUUGUCCGGCACGGAGCCUAUCCAACGCGUUCUGUUAGCUAGGGAAAACUCUAUAUCCCGCGAUUCUUUUGGCAAGCACCAAGAAUUUGAGAUCAUUGGCAAGUCAAAUUCACCUUCAACAAGAGAAACCUAUGGAGAAUUUCACAUCGAACAACACUUCCAUGGAUUCUAACAUCUCGACGCGCACCGAAACGACAAAUUGUGACGAGACAUUACAACAAAUCUUCUGGUUUGUAAACGGAGUCCUAGCAUUGAUCAUCUUGACAGGAAAUGCGUUCACCUGUGCGAUCUUUCUCUCCACUAAGCAGCUUCGACAACAGUACAUGAACACGUUUCUUGUCAGUUUGGCCGUGAGUGACAUCCUAAUGGCCGUCAUGGUUGUACCGGGUUACACGUCAUUUUGCGCGGGAUGCAAGUACCUCUCUACCGACACGUGCUGGAUUCUAGCGCAGACUAAAGACUUGGUCUUCAGUUCGUCGUUUUUCAGUUUGUUGGCCAUCACGUACGACAGGUACUUGGCCGUUCUGUGUCCUCUGCAGUACGGCUGUAGAAUGACGAGGAACAAAGUGACUUGCAUGGUUCUUGCCAUCUGGAUUUUACCUGCCCUGAUCGCCUCUGCGAGGAACAUCUGGUGGCUUACGAUGCCAGAGGAAGAUGCCAAGGCUAUCAACAAAGUUUAUAACGUUAUUUUAGUCUUCCUUCUUGUCAUGUUGCCGGCAAUGAUCAUGGCUCUUGUCAACGCACUGAUCGUUCGUGCCAUUCAAACACAGAAAAGAAAGACGUUACCCUUGAGGGAACUCAGCUCUGUAAAUCAAGAAAUCUCUGGCGAGGAAACGCGCGCCGAAACAUCAAGGAAAAGGAGGGGAACCAUCGCUUGCGUUGCGGUUGUCCUGGUGUUUGUGUUGUCAUGGAUUCCUCGUUCCGUUUACAACUUUGCCUUCGUGUUUGGUCGAGCGGAUCUAGUCACCCCACUCUUGGUGAAGCUAUCGAUGUUUUUCCUCCUUCUGCAGUCGUGCGUAAAUCCAUUGAUAUACUCAUUUUAUAGGGCGGAUUUUCGACAAGCCGCGAAACGACUGCUUAAACACAGCAAAUAGUAUCGAGGAUUUGUUGAAAAAACAACAUUCACUUCUUCAAAACGAACUAUCGGUCAAAAUUUCCCGUAGGAAAUGUAACAUCACUACCCGUAAGCCUUCUGCCUUUCGUAAAAGGCAGAGAGCAACAAUUAAGGGUUUUUAAAAUAACUUUAAUCAGUGGAAACACCUUCUUGAGAGAUUAUCGCAUUAUCAUUCAUGUAGUACACAGGGUAACAAGAAAAAAAAACGCUGGGUUUUCUUUUUGCCUCGAGCAUCAGCGUACUGAUUCCUAACUGUUAAUGUACUAAGGCGCUGAGAUACACACCAGAAAAGUCCAGCAUUAUCAGAGAGCAUUUCAAUGAAGAAUAACUUCCGUGAAAAAUCGCAACAAUUUUUAUGUAAGAACCUGAGAACAAGGAUCAAUCCAAGCAAACUAAUAUUUAUUUAACUCAUGUUUCUGUCAAUUUGCUUAAAGCCAUGAGCCAAUUAAAUUGCUUUACUGCUAUUGGAAAAAUUAGAAUAUGAUGACGUUAAAUCAAGUUUUAUUAAAUAGUCGGUGGAAAUAUAGAAUUAAGUUUUCAAAUCUCAAACAGUUAUGUUUUCUGCUAGACACUGUCUAUAACGAAUGAAGUGUGUAUUCAACAAUAACAAGCAAUUAUCCAACAAAUGUUGUGAUUCGUCAAUGGCAAACUAAUAUUAUUCCCUCGAUGACGUAGGUGGAGGUAAAUAAUUGAUAGGUGAGACAUUGGCAAUUCACGAUAUUUGCCUGAUAUCCGUGGUCAAUAAUUAAUUCAUUAUUCGAACUUGUUUUGAACAUUUUUGUUAAUAACAGACGCAAACGUAGUUAGAGAGACGUGCUUUGAUAAUUUUGUGUUCCUGUUAGAAAAGAAUAGUAACAUGGUGUAUAAUAAUGUAUUUUUAGCAAAGCACCAAACAUGAAUGUACAAACUCUAAACCAGUGAAUACGACGAAAAAAAGAUCACAAUGAUUAAAAGAUUGAAUCAACUUUACACGCCUGGAUUCUGGGUUCUUAGCUUAGGAAAUCAGUCAGUGGCUUAGAAUACUGAGUGGUCUCCUAGCAACUCGCCAUUUCCAAUUUUAAUCUAUUCAACGAAAGCGAAUACAUCUCCUCGAUUCUACACUAGCUUCGUAAAAAGACACAUUGACACCUUAAUUAAUUCGGAAUUUUUUGAUCCCCGUCAACGAUAACAGUUCACUAUAGCACAAGAAAAGAGAGGCUUUUGCAAUUUAGGAUGCCGCAGUUAUUUAUUAUGAAUGUAAUUCACUCAACAAGUCUGAUAUGUAGACAUCAUGUAAACCUUGUUGAUAUUUCGGGCUUUUACCAUCUACGUGGGAAAGAGAUUUUCACAUGAUUGUAUAGAACGGUCCCUGCAGGCAGCAAGAUAAUGAACAUGAACAGUUUUCAACUAGCCGUGUUGGAUC
Orbicella faveolata is the source of this 2842-nucleotide messenger RNA. Its product is annotated as adenosine receptor A2a-like. Gene Ontology annotation, molecular function: G protein-coupled receptor activity. The record is from RefSeq and is a predicted model, not a curated record. Gene Ontology annotation, biological process: G protein-coupled receptor signaling pathway. Gene Ontology annotation, cellular component: plasma membrane. Lineage: Eukaryota; Metazoa; Cnidaria; Anthozoa; Scleractinia; Merulinidae.